Messenger RNA from Schizophyllum commune H4-8, 859 nucleotides. RefSeq lists its product as uncharacterized. The record is from RefSeq and is a predicted model, not a curated record. NCBI's taxonomy places the organism in Eukaryota, Fungi, Basidiomycota, Agaricomycetes, Agaricales, Schizophyllaceae. The transcript is spliced from 2 exons. Bases 326 to 520 code for a protein of 64 amino acids.
CUCGAGCUCAAAGGAAGAAGCAAAGCCCGCUGCUCAGUCUCGCGGGGACCGACAGAAGUGCUGGGACACCCGAGACGCAUACUUCGCCUGCUUGGAUAAAGUCAAGGUCGUCAAAGCCGGCGACGAGGGGGAUCAGUGCAAAGCAGAGAACGCCGCAUAUGAGAAGAACUGCGCACGAAGCUGGAUAGACUACUUCAACCAGCGGCGUGUCAUAGCGGAGGCGCAGAAGGAGCGCCUCGCGCAGGCGGCGAACCAAUUUCAGAAAGCCAAGUAGUCCCCGCCACUGCGUGAGAGCGUCGCGCCCGGAGGCACCAGCCCCGGCGUGAUGGCGACUACGGACGCGCAGAACCUCCGGCCAGCUGAAAACAACAUGCGCGAUUCGGGUAUCUCAGCGCGCCAACCCACCCGUCCUGGUCAUCUUACCGGCUAUCCGAUGAUGGGUUCCUGGUGGCAAGAACCGGCAUGGAUAACUCAGUUGCCGACUGAACUUGCAGGCGGCCCUGGAAAAGCACGUUCAUAGCGUCAACUCGGAAGACGGCAGCCAAUGCAAAGCGUACCCCCACUUCACAAUAAAAUACCAAACCCACCUCUGAAGAUUACAAGCGCAUCACAAUCAGGAGUAGGCGGGGGCGCCUGACCCUCCUGCAUAUCACUGAUUGACGCUCCGGGCGGGCAAGAGGCGGGGGAACCCGCAGCGCCCGCCGACUUAGAGAGCUGUUCCGUCACGACAGACACGCCGCGUAAGUGCGGCUCGCGCUGCAGCGCCCCCUUGUGGUUCGCACACGGCAUGGAAACCACCGGAGAUUGUGAUGACAAAUGGGAUCUUCGUCGCAUGCCGCAAUCCAGAACAUAUGCAGCG